Messenger RNA from Cokeromyces recurvatus, 1200 nucleotides. Its product is annotated as pantothenate kinase. Gene Ontology annotation, molecular function: ATP binding; pantothenate kinase activity. Gene Ontology annotation, biological process: coenzyme A biosynthetic process. The record is from RefSeq and is a predicted model, not a curated record. Lineage: Eukaryota; Fungi; Mucoromycota; Mucoromycetes; Mucorales; Mucoraceae. Gene Ontology annotation, cellular component: cytosol; nucleus. The coding region runs from base 1 to 1200 and encodes 399 amino acids. The transcript has 9 exons.
AUGACGGAUAAUACUUCCGUAAUGAAUGUCGAUGGAGCAUCCGUAUCAGAAGCAUUGCUUGCUUCUAAUGAAACUCGCGAUAUUGUUUUACCAAACCAAAACGAACAUGUUGCUCACAUUGCUGUUGAUAUUGGUGGUUCACUGGCUAAAAUAGUUUAUUUCACUUCAUCAGCUGAUCGUGCAGGCGGUAGACUUCAUUUUAAAAAAAUAGAAACAGAGAAGAUUGAUGAAUGUAUCGAUUUUUUGGCAGAUUUGAUGGAUGAUGCACGAUUGUUAGCACCUAAAAAUACUCCAUUAGUACUAAAGGCGACAGGUGGCGGUGCUUAUCUAUUUUUUGAUAAACUAAAGAAUAAGUUGCCAGGUGUUAUUAUUCAAAAAGAAGAUGAAAUGGACUGCCUCAUUACCGGGUUAAAUUUCUUCAUUACUGAAAUACCUUUUGAAGUAUUUACUUAUAAUGAGCAAGAGCAAGAUCCAAUGCAAUUUGAAGAAAAGACAAGAGAUAUUUAUCCGUAUAUGCUGGUAAACAUUGGAUCUGGUGUAAGUAUUCUAAAAGUGACAGGUCCAGAUGAAUUUUCUCGAAUUAGUGGUACUUCGCUUGGUGGAGGAACUUUAUGGGGAUUAAUGUCAUUAUUAACAAAUGCAACUUCUUUUGAUGAAAUGCUUGAAAUAUCAAAAGAUGGAGAUAAUAGAAAUAUAGAUUUAUUAGUUGGAGAUAUUUAUGGUACAGACUAUACUAAAUUAGGAUUAAAGGCUACCAAAAUAGCUUCUAGUUUUGGAAAAGUGUUCAAGAAGGGUGUACGACAAUCUCAAGAUAAUUUUAGAGCAAGUGAUAUAGCAAAAAGUUUACUAUUCAUGGUGAGUAACAAUAUCGGUCAAAUUGCUUAUUUAAAUGCAAAACAACAUAAUUUAAAACGUAUUUAUUUUGGUGGUUGCUUUAUUCGUGGACAUCCAAUAACGAUGAAUACACUUUCCUACGCUAUUAAUUUUUGGUCAAAUGGUGAUAUGAAAGCUUUAUUCCUUAGACAUGAAGGGCAUUUAGGCGCUACAGGAGCGUUUUUAAAACAUUCAGUUAUUCGUAGAGCAAGACAUUCAUUUUCAUUUUCAGAGAAUAAUUUUAUACCAGAAGUCAAUCCUGAUCCAAAGAAUGUGUAUGGUGUUUUAGAAGAAACAAACGUUGAGCUGCGUUCUUCAGAAAAAUAA